CUGGCGUUGGAACAGAUCCUCGUCUUCCUUCUCAUCAUCGAACGCUGGCUGCUGCCCAGAGGCGACCUGACACGUGACGAGCUUUCUCAGCUCCUAUUGGUCUACAUCGGUAUGGCCGCCAACAUCGUGGAGCUGUUCGAAGUGUUCGAAGAGUAGAACGUGAUGUUAAACACCCGGGUGGUCUACUCGGUCCUCGCGCUGUUCUCGUGGAGUCUGCUACAGUUUACAAUCGUCUUCACAGCCGUCAAGGCGAGGAAAUCUCGUCCGGGCGCGAUAAAUAUUGUAGAGACGGUUAACGUUGAUCAUACCAUCUCGCGUGAUGGGCAAACAUUCAACAUCGGGCAAACCCGGCCGCCCAUGUGGCACAACGUUCACCACCGGGACUCGGUGUGCCAGCACUGUGGCGCCGCCAGGCGACCAGGCGAGGAAGUGCAGAAGAAGAAGCGGACAGUCUGCGGUUGUUGCCACCCGGACAUCUUCGCGAUCUCCACCACCAUCCUGAUGCAGGACGGUCCGUUCCUGGCCUUCCGGCUGUAUCUCAUCUUCUACGAGCACAUCAUCACGCAGGGCCUGCUCUUUUUCGUCGGAAAGAACGCGCUGGUGAUCGUGCUGCAGCUCUAUCGAGUCAUCGUCAUCUGUACCGAGGAUGAGAAAGACGACAGCCACGUAGAAGUAAAGGAGCUAACUGACUUCGUAACUAUCAUCAAAGACGACAACAGGAACACCGCCGUGGCAGCGUACGAAAAUGGUGGAAUGGAUCCAGAGAUCCACGAGACAACUGUUCCUGGAGAAAAUGGCCAGUAAUACACUAUGCAAGUUAAUGUCUCUCACAAGACUAGGUAGAACAAGACUCAUUCCUACUAUUAUUAAAUACACUUUCCA
Messenger RNA from Branchiostoma belcheri (Belcher's lancelet), 882 nucleotides. RefSeq lists its product as uncharacterized. The record is from RefSeq and is a predicted model, not a curated record. The coding region runs from base 163 to 804 and encodes 213 amino acids. NCBI's taxonomy places the organism in Eukaryota, Metazoa, Chordata, Leptocardii, Amphioxiformes, Branchiostomatidae. The transcript has a single exon.